GCAAACCUCUCCUGCUCCGGACAGUUCCUUGCAUGUCAAGUUCAGGUUCAGCUUUAUUCCAUCUGACCAUGGCUGUUUUAUGUGAAUCGUUGUGACAAAAUGUUGGUAAAAGAUUAAUACUCAAGAAAAUACAAAUAAAAGAAAAGGAAAUAUUCUGCCGACAAUAUGGUCUGAACCUCAGAGAUACUUCUUCACCUUCCGAAAAACUCAUCGGAGGACCUGUUGUGUGUGAGCACAGCCUUAACCUCUAGGACCACUUGACGGCUCCACAUCACAGCCCGGGUAUAAUCCUCGCCAGAUCUUAUUUUUACCUUAUCUGAAGAACCGGUCAGUGACUAAUCUCUGGAGCCGACUCGGCACCUCUCACUAUAUCCAAGGCGUUCGAGAUGAUGAACACAGGAUCCAAUGGAACCAUGACAAUUUUAGCUAAUACCAAUGAAACAUUAAAAGGCACAUGUUUAGGCUGGGAAGUAUCGAAGUGGCUCCUCACCUAUCAGCCCCCGUACAUGUGGGUCAUCUUCGUCUUGGGCUUUAUAGAAAACUUGUUUGUCAUCUCCGUCUUUGUCCUUCAUAAGAGUCGCUGCACAGUGACUGAGAUCUACUUGGCCAAUAUGGCGGCUGCCGAUCUGAUUUUUGCUAGCAGCCUACCAUUCCGGGCUAUUUCUAGCCUAAAAAAAUACUGGCCAUUUGGAGGCUUUAUGUGUGCGACUGUUUUCUCCAUGUUCCGGCUCAACCUUUUCAGCAGCAUCUACACCCUUAUGAUGGUCAGUAUAGAGAGAUAUCUGGCUCUGGUGAAGGCCAUGUCCAUUGGUCGCUUGAAAAAUCCUUGGUGGGCAAAAGUGAUCUGUGGAAUCAUCUGGAUAUUUGCAGCUUUGUUAAUUGUGCCGAACAUAGUGAUCCGAAAGGUGGUGUUCAAGAAAGAAUUAAAUACAACUGUGUGUGUUACAGACAAAUCAUCUCAACACUGGUUUAUUGUACCAAAUAUCAUCAUAAAUGUCCUCGGCUUCUUAGUACCUCUGGUUGUCACCUCCUUCUGUACAUUUCAUAUCAUUUGUGUUUUAAGGAACAAUGCAAAGAAACAGUUCAAGAAAAAAAACAAGGAUAAAAAAGCCACUCGGCUGGUCCUGUCCGUAUUCUUGGUCUUCGUUAUGUGUUGGCUCCCCUUCAAUAUUACCAUUAUCAUUACCACAUUAGGUCAAUUGAAAGUUUUUAUUCCAUGUACGGUUAAAAAUGUCAACAGUUUUGUUCACCAUAUUUCUACUUAUCUUGCCUUCAGUAACAGUUGUAUCAAUCCGAUCAUAUACAGUAUGGUUGGGAAUCAAUUUAGGCAAAAAGCCAAAGAGGUCUACAGGAGGCUUCUAUGUAAAGGACUUGACAGAAGGACCUGA
Molecule: messenger RNA, 1388 nt
Organism: Hyla sarda
Lineage: Eukaryota; Metazoa; Chordata; Amphibia; Anura; Hylidae
Product: B2 bradykinin receptor-like
Exons: 3
Coding region: 387-1388 (333 amino acids)
Biological process (GO): vasoconstriction; G protein-coupled receptor signaling pathway; immune response
Cellular component (GO): membrane
Molecular function (GO): bradykinin receptor activity
Source: RefSeq, a predicted model, not a curated record